Molecule: messenger RNA, 1088 nt
Organism: Adelges cooleyi (spruce gall adelgid)
Lineage: Eukaryota; Metazoa; Arthropoda; Insecta; Hemiptera; Adelgidae
Product: kelch-like protein 4
Exons: 6
Coding region: 171-1013 (280 amino acids)
Molecular function (GO): protein binding
Source: RefSeq, a predicted model, not a curated record
AACCUUUAUUGAAAGCAAACGAUGAGCUAUAUUUAUCUCUAAAGACAGAAAUCUACGUUAAUCUACGUGUCAACUCACAAGAUAGAUUAACAUUAGGGAGGAACCUGCUACCCAAUGUUAUUUUGGCAAUUAAUCGUCGUUCGAUUAGUGGCAAUUCCUCUGUAAAGUAUAUGGAUAUUAGCAAAGAUGAUGAUAUGAAAUGGCGACCAACCACACAUUUGUUUUUUUGUCCACCUCGCAAAGACGUGACAAUGGUGGUCUCUGAAAACGGAAUAAUAAUUGCAAUUGGCGGCACAAAUAUGUAUGAUGAUUAUAUCAAUAGUGUAGACGAACUUGACCUUAAGUUAAAAAAAUGGGUUCCUACAUCACAGCUCAUACAUCCUCGAAAAAGUUUUGCCGUCUGUACUAAUAAGCAGUUUAUUUAUGUCGUAGGAGGCUAUGAUCUUGUAUCUCAACAAUUUUCUAAUUCAGUAGAAUAUUAUGAUACAAAUACAAAAUUAUGGACGGAAAUUAUUGAACCCAUGCCCACGGCUCGAGACUCGUGCAGUGCUAUAAUCAAUAAUAAUCAGUUAUAUGUUUUUGGUGGAUAUGACUUUAAUUAUCUUGCGACUGUAGAAUACUAUGAUUUUGAAAACAAGUAUUGGGAACAACUCGAUCCUAUGCCUAUCGCCAAUUCUAAGAUGGCUAUUACUAGAAUAAAUAAUUUCAUUUAUCUCAUCGGCGUUGUAUUUGGACACACUAGAAUUUUUAAAUUCGAUGUACACCAUUUCAAAUGGGAUGAAAUUCCUAACAUGCAUUCGGGAAAACAGUUUGCCACACACAACGUGGUUAACAAAAAAAACGACUUAAUCGUGUUUAUAAAUGAUGGACAACUUACUUGUGAAAGAUAUGAUGUAGAAAACAAACAAUGGUUUCGGGUUGACACUGAAUUCAAUUUCAAGCCAUCACCAGGAAAUGGUCAUAUCAUUUAUUUUAAUGAUUAUAUUUUGAAAUCGUAUGGUAUUCACUUAUAAGUUAUAAUUCAUUUAUUUAUAGAUAUCAUUGUAUGACUUUAAUUUUGUAUUGAAAUUAUUAUUGAAACCAUUUAA